Molecule: messenger RNA, 1221 nt
Organism: Amborella trichopoda
Lineage: Eukaryota; Viridiplantae; Streptophyta; Magnoliopsida; Amborellales; Amborellaceae
Product: adenylate isopentenyltransferase
Biological process (GO): tRNA modification
Cellular component (GO): mitochondrion
Molecular function (GO): tRNA dimethylallyltransferase activity
Source: RefSeq, a predicted model, not a curated record
CUCUGUCGCGUUUCACCCAUGGAAGCCUUCUCAGCCCGCUCUCAGAAAGAACCUCUGGUGGUGAUCAUGGGUCCUACUGGCACUGGCAAAACCAAGUUGUCCUUGGACCUUGCCACCCGCUUCUCUGCCGAGAUUAUAAAUUGUGACAAAAUGCAAUUCUACAAGGGCCUCGACAUCGCCACGAACAAGGUCUCUGUCGAGGACAGACGGGGUGUUCGGCACCAUCUGCUUGGGGAGUUUGACGACCGAGACGGCGAGGUCUCGGCCGACAACUUCCGAAGCCUCGCCUCAGAGGUCAUUGCCUCUGUGACGGAGCGCGGGCGGAUCCCGAUACUUGUUGGGGGCUCUAACUCCUACAUCCAGGCCCUUGUGGAAGAGGUGCCACUGCCGGCAUCGGAUGAGUCUGCAUGCAUUGAGCUGUUACGGCAGAAGACUGAGAACGACUUAAACCGGCUUGCUUUCCGGUACGACUGUUGCUUUAUUUGGGUUGAUGUUAAAAUGCCAGUGCUUUAUGAGUGGGUUUCUCGGAGAGUUGAUGAGAUGCUGGAUGCUGGCCUCUUUGAGGAGGUUGCAAAAUUCUACGAGCCAGGAGCAAAUUACAGUCAGGGUGUACGGAAGGCCAUUGGAGUGCCUGAAUUCGACAUGUUCCUUCAGUGCUUUCCACCUGGUUCUGGCCAGGAAUUGAGCAUGGCUGAGGAGAGAAAGAGGUUGUUCGACAAGGCGGUGAGUGCCAUCAAGUCGAACACAUGCGAGCUCGCAAAGAAACAGAGAGAGAGGAUAGUAGGGCUCGAAGAAAGCGGAUGGAAGCUGCAUAGGAUCGACGCGACCGAGGUGUUCUUUAGCGGGUGUUUGGCACAUUCCGGUGUGUCCUCCCAGGAUUCAGCCCUGUCGUCGCCGGUUUCCAGCAGGGUGGUCGCAGAUAUAUGGGAGGAGAUGGUGGUCCAGCCCACUGUGAAAAUCGUGAAGAAAUUUUUGGAAAUUUGAUAUUUGAUCAAGCUUGGACCCAUAUAAAAAAGAAAGAAAUUUCUUGAUGGGGAAGCUCUAUAAGCCUGAAUAAUAUGAGAAAAUGGAGAAUUGAAAAAGAGUGAACCAACGAUGAAUGUUCAGGGUCAAUUCUAUUAUCUGAAGGCCCUCUACUUUUAUUUUAUUUUUUUAAUUUUGGCUUUUUAAAUUUUUUUUGAGUUUAUGGGAAUAUGAAAAUGGGUUAGGUGACACAACUUG